UGAUGGAAAUAAGGUUACAAUGUCUUUUCUUGUCAGCUUCACCAGCACAUAAAAGGACCCUGAGUUUCUCCACUGUACUCACUCUCCAGGCAGAGCAGAGUAAGACCACAAACCACCGUCCACAUGGCUACCACCUUCUCCAGCGGCAGCUUUGUUUCCAGCAGGUCCUCAAUGGGCUCCUCACGAUUCUCUGCUUCAGGUGGAGGAGGUGGCCGAAUCAGCGCCAUUAGGGCUGGCAGCGUGUACGGGGGUGCAGGAGGUUCAGGGGUCCGUAUCUCCAGUGCUUCUCGCUCCAUGUCCGCAGCAGGGUCAGGUGGUGGCUUUGGCUUUGGAGGUGGAUUUGGUGCUGCAGGAGGGGCUGGUGGAGGAUUCGGUGGGGGAUUUGGAGCUGCAUCAGGUGGAGGAUUCAGUGUCUCUGGAGGAGCAGAUGACAGUGUCAUUGGCAAUGAGAAGUUCACCAUGCAGAAUCUCAACGACCGUCUGGCUACUUACCUAGGGAAAGUCCACUCCCUUGAAAAGGCCAAUGCUGACCUUGAGUUGAAGAUACGCCAAUUCCUUGAGAGCAAAAUCUCUCCUACAGGUGGUGCUCGUGACUGCUCAGCCUUCCAGGCUACUAUCAGUGACAUCCAGGCUAAAAUCUUGGGUGCCAUGCAGGUAAAGAACACAGUCCACCUCAGCAUUGACAAUGCCAGCUUGGCUGCAGAUGAUUUCAGAAUGAAAUAUGAGAACGAGCUGGCAAUGCGUCAGUCUGUGGAGGCCGACAUCUCAGGGUUAAAGAGUGUUCUUAGUGAGCUCAUCAUGAACAAUAAAGACCUCAAUCUGCAGAUUGAAGGGCUCAAUGAGGAGCUGGUCUACAUGAAGAAGAAUCACAAGGAGGACCUCUUGACCACACAUGAUCAGAUGAGCGGACAGGUCAGCGUGGAAGUUGAUGCCGCACCACAGGAAGACCUCAUCAAAAUUCUAGCUGAGAUGCGUGAGCACUAUGAGACCGUCGUAGCCAAGAGCCAGAGAGACCUUGAAGGCUGGUUCCAGCAGAAGUCUGAGACCUUGAAACAAGAGGUUGUAACAAGCACAGAGACCUUGCAAACUUCGAAAACCGAGGUCAACACAGUGAAGAGCACAGUUCAGUCACUGGAGAUUGAGCUUCAGUCCCUCCUUGCCAUGAAAUCAUCCAUGGAAAGCACCCUGAGUGAGACUCAGAAUCGCUACUCGAUGCAGCUGUCUGGCUACCAGGCACAGGUGAGUGGAAUGGAGGGCCAACUGGUGCAGCUCCGCAGCGAUCUGGAGCGCCAAAGUCAAGAGUACCAGAUGCUUCUGGACAUCAAGACCAGACUAGAACUGGAGAUUGCAGAGUACAGAAGACUGCUGGAUGCAGAGGCCAGCGGCAGCCUGGCCAUCUCAGUCAACUCCGGCUCCAGCUCCUCCUCCAACUCCAUCACUACCACCAAAACAGCAGUGAUCACUGUUGUGGAAGAGGUGGUUGAUGGUGGGACAGUAAUUUCUUCCUCUUCAACAUCCCUUGUUAAGUGAAGCACACCAGACUCAUGUCGGUUGGAGAAUAUACCUCCUAUCAAGCUGUCAAAAUGUGGUGAUGGUUUGUGAGCAUUUACAACAAUAAAAAUAAACAAAAUGUG
This is a messenger RNA of Megalobrama amblycephala (Wuchang bream), 1634 nucleotides long. It is a transcript of the gene krt1-19e, whose product is annotated as keratin type 1 c19e. Gene Ontology annotation, molecular function: structural molecule activity. NCBI's taxonomy places the organism in Eukaryota, Metazoa, Chordata, Actinopteri, Cypriniformes, Xenocyprididae. Bases 124 to 1530 code for a protein of 468 amino acids. The transcript has 8 exons. The record is from RefSeq and is a predicted model, not a curated record.